Ogataea philodendri is the source of this 570-nucleotide messenger RNA. RefSeq lists its product as uncharacterized. Lineage: Eukaryota; Fungi; Ascomycota; Pichiomycetes; Pichiales; Pichiaceae. The transcript has a single exon. The coding region runs from base 1 to 570 and encodes 189 amino acids. The record is from RefSeq and is a predicted model, not a curated record.
AUGGUAUCGGCAAUGAUUUCUUGUGAUUCGCUUCCAGUGGGGAACUGGAUGAUUAUAGACAGGAUGUCCUCCUUGUUGAUGCCCUUGUGCAAGUUGUUGAGCUGUGUGCGGCACCACACCAGGAACUCUCUGGACGGCGAGUUAUUGGAAGGUGCUGGUUGGGGCUUUGGUGAGGCCACCGUGCUACCCACCACGGCUUUUUUCGCCGCCACUGGAGCAGAAACAGACCGCAACACAGUCGGCGUGAUCGCCGCUGGUCUCGCAACCUUCGCCCCCGCCACAGGAACGCUUGUCUUGACUGGCUUCUUCGCACUCACAGUGGUCCAUCCGUUGCCCGCAGUGGCCUGUGCAAACGAAACGGCAGCAGGCUUGGCCUUCGACGCGGCCGCAGCAGCCUUCAUCUUGGCGGCCUCCUCGUUGCGGAUCUCCUCAAAUGACUUCACCGGGGCGUUUGGUUGCACGGCUCCGGUGCCCCAGACGACCGUGGACGGCAGUCCGGCGGCGGCCUUGGAUUCUUGUUUCGCCGCAGGCUGUUUCGCAGCGGCCGCAGCUUUCUCGGCAGCAGCCUGA